AUGUGUAGGGGUUGUCCCCCUAUCAUUCUUGGCGGUCUUACCUUAUCCUAUCCUCGCAACGUCAGGGGAUUGCCUCCUCGGUUGCAGAGCCCUGGAUGUGUAGGGGUUGUCCCCCUAUCAUUCUUGGCGGUCUUACCUUAUCCUAUCCUCGCAACGUCAGGGGAUUGCCUCCUCGGUUGCAGAGCCCUGGAUCGUCAGGGGAUUGCCUCCUCGGUUGCAGAGCCCUGGAUGUGUAGGGGUUGUCCCCCUAUCAUUCUUGGCGGUCUUACCUUAUCCUAUCCUCGCAACGUCAGGGGAUUGCCUCCUCGGUUGCAGAGCCCUGGAUGUGUAGGGGUUGUCCCCCUAUCAUUCUUGGCGGUCUUACCUUAUCCUAUCCUCGCAGCGUCAGGGGAUUGCCUCCUCGCUUGCAGAGCCCUGGAUGGGAUUGCCUCCUCGCUUGCAGAGCCCUGGAUGUGUAGGAGUUGUCCCCCUAUCAUUCUUGGCGGUCUUACCUUAUCCUAUCCUCGCAACGUCAGGGGAUUGCCUCCUCGGUUGCAGAGCCCUGGAUGUGUAGGGGUUGUCCCCCUAUCAUUCUUGGCGGUCUUACCUUAUCCUAUCCUCGCAGCGUCAGGGGAUUGCCUCCUCGCUUGCAGAGCCCUGGAUGUGUAG
Nezara viridula (southern green stink bug) is the source of this 648-nucleotide messenger RNA. NCBI's taxonomy places the organism in Eukaryota, Metazoa, Arthropoda, Insecta, Hemiptera, Pentatomidae. The record is from the annotation of a GenBank genome assembly.